AUGGAUCAUCAUCAUCAUCCUCACCGGCGCGCGACCGUCUCCCUGCUCGUGCUGUCCCUGGGACUGCUCCUCGCGCACCGGGGGGGUUGCCAGCACUACUACCUCCUGCGCCCCAUCCCCAGCGACAGCCUCCCGCUGGUGGAGCUCAAAGAGGACCCGGACCCGGUCUUCGACCCCAAGGAGCGGGACCUGAACGAGACCGAGCUGAGGAGCAUCCUGGGGGACUUCGACCACCGGUUCCUGUCCGCGUUCCCGCCGCCCGCGGAGGACAAACCGGACAAACCGGACGAACCGGACGAGCUCGAGGGCUCGAGGCAGAUUCUGCCCAAAGAGAUCCGCGCGGUGGAUUUCGAGGUCCAGUUCGGGAGGAAGCUGAAGCCCAGCCGGAAGCUGAAGAGGAGGCUGCAGCAGUGGCUGUGGGCGUACUCCUUCUGCCCCGUGGCGCGCGCCUGGACCGACCUGGGCAGCCGCUUCUGGCCGCGGUUCGUGCGCGCGGGCAGCUGCCCGAGCAAGCGCUCGUGCUCCGUCCCGGAGGGGAUGCUGUGCAGGCCGGCCUCCUCCACCCACGUGACCGUGCUGAGGUGGAGGUGCGUGCCCCGGAAGGGCGGGCUGAAGUGCGCGUGGAUCCCCGUGCAGUACCCGGUCAUCACGGACUGCAAGUGCUCGUGCGCGAGCUAG
This is a messenger RNA of Menidia menidia (Atlantic silverside), 678 nucleotides long. The record is from the annotation of a GenBank genome assembly. NCBI's taxonomy places the organism in Eukaryota, Metazoa, Chordata, Actinopteri, Atheriniformes, Atherinopsidae.